CGAGCCUGCCCUGAACGCUCAUUUGUGGCUCGCGUCGCGCUCCCUUCGCCUUCACGCCUCUUCUUGCGACCAUGUCUGGCUUCGACGCAGAACGCACGUACUCGGUCCGCUCAAACCGCCCCCUCAGGAAGGAGCCCGACACGUCCAUCGAGCUCCCGUCCAACUCUGAGAAGCUCCUCCUCGACUUCCUCCUCCAGUACCGCGUCGGCAACGACUUCAUCUACCGUGACAAGCUACGCGCAAAUCUCCUCCUCAAGCAACAUCAAAUCGAGGUUGACCUCCGCCAUGUAAGCUUGUACAACGACGAACUUGCGCACGUCAUCCAGGAGAAGCCGGGCGAGAUCCUGCCAUCUUUCGAGGCUGCAGCUGCGAGGGCGGCGAGAACCAUCCUCUUCCCCCUCACCAGCAACUCCGAGGACGCCAAAGAGGCCAUCCCCAACGUCCAGGUCCUUCUCAAGUCCGGCCUCAACCUCCAGCAGUUCCGCGACCUCACCGCCAACACCAUGAACAAGCUCGUCCGCAUACCCGGCAUCGUCAUCUCCGCCUCCGUCCUCUCCUCCCGUGCCACCAAGCUGCACCUCCAGUGUCGUGCCUGUCGCUCCACCAAGAUCAUGUAUCCCCCAAGCGGGCUAGGGGGCUUAGGAAGCGGGUCAGACAGAGGACUGCCUCGACGGUGCGAGGCCCCAGAGAUAGAGGGCCAAAAGAAAGAUUGCCCGCUCGACCCGUACCUCAUCAUCCACUCCAAGUCGACCUUCACCGACCACCAGACGCUGAAGCUGCAAGAGGCCCCGGACAUGGUCCCCGUCGGAGAGCUGCCCCGUCACAUGCUGCUCUCAGCAGACAGACACCUCACCGGCCAGGUCGUACCCGGCGCGCGCGUCAUCGCCACGGGCAUCUACUCGACCUUCCAGUCGGCGAAGAACAAAUCGAAAGGCGCAGCCGCCCUCCGAGACCCCUACCUCCGCCUGGUCCACCUCGAGGUGUCCUCCCCGGCCGCUGGGGGCGCGGGCGGUGCGAACCCCUUCGGCGCGCAGUUCACCCCGGAGGAGGAGGAAGAGUUCGGCGAGAUGGCGCGCAGCGAAGGCUUCUACGAGCGGUUCGCCAAGAGCGUCGCCCCCAGCAUCUUUGGCAGCUUAGACAUCAAGAAGGCCAUUACGUGCCUCCUUAUGGGAGGCUCGAAGAAGAUCCUGCCGGACGGCAUGCGUCUCCGAGGGGACAUCAACGUCCUCCUGCUGGGCGACCCGGGUACGGCCAAGUCGCAGCUGCUCAAGUUCGUGGAGAAGGUCGCCCCGAUCGCCGUGUACACCUCCGGCAAGGGCUCGAGUGCGGCGGGUCUCACGGCGUCCGUCCAGCGCGACUCUGUCUCGCGCGAGUUCUACCUGGAAGGUGGCGCGAUGGUGCUCGCGGACACGGGGGUCGUGUGCAUCGACGAGUUCGACAAGAUGCGGGACGAGGACCGCGUCGCGAUUCACGAGGCGAUGGAGCAGCAGACGAUUUCUAUCGCGAAGGCGGGCAUCACUACGGUGCUGAACUCGCGCACGAGCGUGCUCGCGGCUGCGAACCCCGUGUGGGGCCGGUACGACGAGGGGCGGAGUCCGGGAGAGAACAUCGACUUCCAGACGACGAUCUUGUCGCGGUUCGACAUGAUCUUCAUCGUCAAGGACGAGCACAACGAGCAGCGCGAUCGGAUGAUCGCGAAGCACGUCAUGAACAUCCACAUGAACCGUCCAAACCAGAACGGGGACGAGAACGGCGAGAUCGUGGGGGAGAUCGACAUCGACAAGAUGAAGCGGUUCAUCGCCUUCUGCAAGGCGAAAUGCGCACCACGACUGUCUGCCGAGGCGCAGGAGAUGCUCAGCAGCCACUUUGUCUCCCUCCGGAAGCAGGUGCAGCAGGUCGAGCAGGACAACGACGAGCGCAGCUCCAUCCCCAUCACCAUCCGCCAGCUCGAAGCCAUCAUCCGCAUCUCCGAGUCCCUCGCGAAGCUCACGCUGUCGCCCGUCGUGCAGAAUCACCACGUCGACGAGGCGAUCCGUCUCUUCAAGUUCUCGACCAUGGACGCCGUGUCCGCGGGCUCGGCCGACGGCCUGUCGCGCGGGGCGCUGAACGAGGAGAUGACGAAGAUCGAGAAGGAGAUCCGGCGGCGGCUGCCGAUCGGGUGGAGCACGAGCUACCAGAGCCUCGUGCGCGAGUUCGUGACGCAGCAGGGGUACUCGAGCCACGCGCUGGAGCGCACGCUGUUCGUGCUCGAGAAGAGGGAGGUCGUGCGGUUCUCGGGGCAGAAGAAGGUCGUGCAUCGCGUCGGCGUUUGAGAUACUGGGGAGUCGUCGGUCUUGUUUUCGGUCUGCUAUCGUGUCAUGCUGUAGAGUCUCAUGUAGCUGUAUUGUCCUAAUGCGUAAUGUACCAAUAUACUAUUAUUAUUCAC
Messenger RNA from Dichomitus squalens LYAD-421 SS1, 2425 nucleotides. Its product is annotated as ATP dependent DNA helicase. The record is from RefSeq and is a predicted model, not a curated record. Lineage: Eukaryota; Fungi; Basidiomycota; Agaricomycetes; Polyporales; Polyporaceae. Gene Ontology annotation, cellular component: nucleus; MCM complex. Gene Ontology annotation, molecular function: ATP binding; 3'-5' DNA helicase activity; single-stranded DNA binding. The transcript has 11 exons. The coding region runs from base 72 to 2312 and encodes 746 amino acids. Gene Ontology annotation, biological process: DNA replication initiation; DNA replication; double-strand break repair via break-induced replication.